Messenger RNA from Mizuhopecten yessoensis (Yesso scallop), 706 nucleotides. RefSeq lists its product as uncharacterized. The record is from RefSeq and is a predicted model, not a curated record. Bases 220 to 597 code for a protein of 125 amino acids. The transcript is spliced from 3 exons. Lineage: Eukaryota; Metazoa; Mollusca; Bivalvia; Pectinida; Pectinidae.
AAUUUACACUAUUAAUAACUUCGUGUGCCUCGCCCUUCAAUAAACCGCCGCGAGACGUGAAAAAUAGCCCCCUUGAUUGGCUGAAAGGGCAGCUAGCUAUCUGGUGUUCAUUUUACGGUACCGAGGUUUGUUGACAAACAAAGACUGGAGCGCUGAAUCUUUGUCUACAGCAGGUACAACGACCAAGAUAUAAAACGAAUAACAGAAAAAAAUAUCGAAAUGGCGGAAGUGAGAGUGAAAUUCAACGUUGCUAUGGUGAUAGCGUUGAUCAUCGCCGAGAUUUUCAGCUUAAUGUGGUAUACCCAUUACUCUCCUUGGUUCAACCACAUGGGUCAUAGGUACCUGAUCCCCGCUCUCCUGUGUGACUGUAUCAUUGUCUACGUCCUCAAAUAUAUCAAAGAGGCCCAUUGGACCUGCCGAGGUUGGGAAGACAUGGCAGUAUUGAGCUUGUGGGUGGCUCUGUUCUAUGCCGGAUUACAAGGACCGCACUAUGUGUACGAUACCUACAGCGCCUCCUACUUCCUUUAUCACGUCGCUCACAAGUUUAUGUUGUCAUUUAUCAUAUUGUUUGUGCUUCAUAAUUUUAAAAAGUACUAGCAGCCAGCAGGAUAAAUUUAGUCAAAAAUCCACAUCAUUUGUAGAAGGGAUGAAACGUUUGGAUGCCAUGUUUCCAUUAAAUGAUAUUAAUAAAUUGUGUAGAUGCAAA